Molecule: messenger RNA, 1324 nt
Organism: Diabrotica balteata
Lineage: Eukaryota; Metazoa; Arthropoda; Insecta; Coleoptera; Chrysomelidae
Source: the annotation of a GenBank genome assembly
UGAACCCGAGAUGUCAGAUUAUGAUUCUGAAUCAGAAUUAGAUUAUUCUGAAGAAGAACCUCCAGAAAUAGCAAUGAACAAGGCCCUUAUUAAAAAACCUAUGCCCAAUAAGGAUUUCAUGGCUUCCCACUCACAGCUUCCUUCCCAAAUACCUAGUGCCUCAGAUGACGAGGUUAGUGAUGAAUCAUCUUUUCUCGAAAAGUUAGUUCAGCAAAAUGCACCUGAAGAACUUCCUCCUCCCAUGCCACCUGCUCCAAUUGUUUCUAGUUCUAGUACAAUCAAUGAACCUAGUACAUCAGGUAAACAAGAACCUGGUACUGAAGAAGAUUAUGACAUAGAUAUUAAAGAGAAGUUGAAAGAGAUGGGUGAGAUUAGUUUUGAAACUGUAAAGAAGGGGGAGAAGCCUAAAAAGACUGAAGUAGCUAUAGAGAAUGAAGUUGUGGUCACCACUAAGAAGCUAGGUGUUGACGGAGAAGAAAUCCCUGGUUUACCCAAAGGUAUUGCCUUGAGAAGGAACAUUCGUGAAGUAAUGGAUGAAACCAAACUGGACGAAUCGACAUUAGCUGCUCAAAGACAGGAAGUGGAGCGUCUGAGAAGAGUUCAAGAGCAACAAAGACUUCUGAGGGAACUUCAAAGACAAGCUGCUCAGGAAAGAAUGCAAAAUAGAGUUAUAUCCAUGUUGCAGGGGAAUCAGUUUACAAAACCUGGCAACACUGUAUUGGUAAAACUACCAAAUGGCCAAACCAAACCAAUGACACGUAUCCCAAAACGCCCCUUUGAGUUGCUCAGAGUACCCAAGAAUGCUUCACAGCAACCAAUGAGUGCUCCUCGAUCAAGAAGCCUGGUAACUGCCAAGAAAAUACCAAGCGGUCCAGAUCUAACACCUUCAGUCAGCAUUGCUCCAGUCGCGAAGAAAAUGAUGCCGCCGAUGAUGCACAGGCACAGCGACAGCGAUAGCGAAAGUGACGAAAGGAAAAUUAUGUCUCCUCCAUUAGCGCAAAAACCUAAAGCCAAACCACCUGUUCAGACAAUAGAUAUAUCGUCAGAUGAUGAUUGUAUAGUAGUGUCUGAACCAGAGGAGGAAGAGGAAGAAACUGAUCACGAUGACCCGACAAACUCUGGUAUGCAUACGAAUGAUCAAUUUAACCAACCUGACGAACAAGGAAGGGUGCUGGUGAAUGUGGGACAUCCAGAAGGUGAACCUGAUGUAUUUGUCGCACCACAGAUAGCUAGGAUUAUCAAACCACAUCAAAUUGGAGGAGUUAGGUAUGUUUUACAGAAAUAUUAUAGUAUAUAUCGUCGACGUUUUGGCAAAUAUCAUUAA